Messenger RNA from Nematostella vectensis (starlet sea anemone), 1684 nucleotides. Its product is annotated as solute carrier family 28 member 3-like. Gene Ontology annotation, biological process: nucleoside transmembrane transport. The transcript has 3 exons. Gene Ontology annotation, cellular component: membrane. The coding region runs from base 215 to 523 and encodes 102 amino acids. Gene Ontology annotation, molecular function: nucleoside:sodium symporter activity. The record is from RefSeq and is a predicted model, not a curated record. Lineage: Eukaryota; Metazoa; Cnidaria; Anthozoa; Actiniaria; Edwardsiidae.
UCAUCAUCAUCAUCAACAUUAUCAUCACCAUCUCCGUCAUCAUUGCCAUCAGCAGCUACCCCACCGUCACCAUUAUCUUUACUACCCAUCAUCGCUUAUCGGGUACGUUACCUUUUUUAGCGCUACUUAGAGCCGCUGACAAGUCCCUCCACCAACAACUACGUACAAGAGGCUGCGUCCAAGACUGGUUACUUAAUAUAAAUUUCAGUGGCAUAUGGUACAAAAGAUUUGUUCUGAGAUCAUCUCCACCUAUGCACUGUGCGGCUUUGCCAACCUUGGAUCCAUCGGCGUACAGUUAGGAGGGCUGGGACCCAUGGCUCCCCACCGAGUCACUGACAUGUCUAAGAUAGCCAUUCGUGCCCUGUUUGCGGGCACUAUUGCGUGUUUUAUGACCGCCUGUGUUGCGGGAGUGUUGUAUGACGAGUCGCUGUACGAGGGUGCGGUCGCUAUUGGCACACUCGCCCCUAACGUGACAGCCACGAUAGCCUCCAAUCCCACAACAAUAGCGCCUACAACCGCGUGAGAAUAUUCCUGGGAUCCAGUUCUGGUGGUACCGUAUCUCUAGCAAAUGCACCAGGGUUAAAGUACGUGCACGGGUUUAGCUAGUGAAUUCAAGAGUUGGCCUUCACACUUCUCCGGAAGAUUUCAGUCUAAAUCAAGGUCCUGCCAGAACAAGUCAGGGUUCAGACACAUUAGGGCAGGUUAACUCACCGAUUUGGCGGCCCGAUUGUAAGACAGAGUAUUCUUCGGGCCACUGCUUUGCUCUGUGAGGAUAUAAAUCUGACAUCAAGUUCAGAAAAUUGUCCUGACAAAUGGGCGAGUUUAUCACCUUGAAAUAUUGAUCUCGGGCUAUUUUUAAGUGAGCUUUUUCCACUGAGAACAAUCCACGAUAAAAGUUAUUUCUCUAGAUUUCUUUCUCCACGAGCUGGAGUGAGUCAUUUUUCAGCUAGUUUUAGUGACAGUUACAUCUAACAGACGAAACGCACAAAUAUGCGUUAAUUUAUGCAUUUUCUAACACCAUCGAUUACUUUUCAACAUCAAAUUUACAUCGCAAUAAUUCAUGCUAAAAUAAUCAAGGACAUAACAGAUCUCCCAAGUUUUUACCCUAGGGUUUCAAUUCUUAGAAGUGGUAUUUUCUAUUGGGUCGGGGGAGGGUGCGAGAUAAAUGUGUAUAUAUUAAUAGUCUAAACAGUUUUUUUUAUUGGUGUCUGAAUUGAAAUGUGUAUUACGAGCUGCCUGAAAUCCCAGUUAUUUAUAUUUUAUGUUUGACACUUCUUAAAAGUGCCGGGCCUUAUUCAACAACGGCCAACAUUGGUUAUAGAAACAAUGGCUUUCUGUCGGCAAACUUCACGAGGUUUCGCGAAAAUUUCCUGUAUUUUGGGAGUUUUGUUACAAUUGCUUCCUGGUAAGUUUUAGCGCCUUACACAUAGUCGUGUUUGUAAUAUAGAUAACUAAGUGAAAUCUAUUUAAUUGUAAAUAAAAUGUAGAAUAGUAUGAUAAUUUUUCUGUUGCUACAUGUAUGAAAGGCCACAUAAAAUAAUCGUUUAGCAUAGAGCCUCUAGGGCUCCUCACGUGAAGGGAAAAAAAUCUAUCAGCAAGGCGCUAAAGCUUAUCAAGGUAUAUUUAGAUAUAUUUAUUAACAUAAUAUUUUUCUUAAAUACUAAUAAACUUUAAUAUGAUACAA